UUUUGCAGGAGACUAUUAUUUAUUUAUUUUUUAAACCAUAAUUUUAGCUUACAGCACCAAUAAUUAGUUAGUUUAUUUUAUUGUUUAAAAUGGUUUUACAAAAUACAGGAAAAUAUAGAGCUGAUAGAGAUGACAAUAUCAAACGAGAUCCUGGAUCAUCGUCAGCAUCCAGAGAGGAGUCUUCGGAAUCACGUAUUCGUGUGGCAUUAGAAAAUGAUAGAAUAGACUCUAAAUAUGGAUUCGAAAGAAUGCGAGAUACGAAGGAAAGAACAGGUUACCUUAUCAAUAUGCAUACAGCGGAAAUUCUGGAUGAAGAUAAAAGACUUGUGGCAGCCAUGGAUUAUUACUUUAUUGAGAUGGAUGGAACAAGGUUCAAAGUGUCACUGACAUUUCAACCCUAUUUUAUGGUAUUAGCUAGAAGGGAGUGUGAACAAGAAGUUAUACAGUACUUGUCUAAAAAGUUUGCGGGGAGUAUACAUAAAAUAAUUGUUGUAGAAAAGGAGGAUUUGGAUCUGUUAAACCACUUGUCAGGCAUAAGGCAACGCUACAUAAAAUUGUCAUUCAUGUCUCAAAAUGAAAUGAUGAAAGUCAGAAGGGAACUGCUGACAGCUGUAAAUAAAAACAAAGAAAGGGAGAAAAAGGAUGCCAUCUAUGCUGAAAUGUUAACAAAUGCAUUGACCAGUGCAGCAGCUAUAGAACAUGCUAAGAAAACUACAGACCAUAUGGAAAAUAUUUUGGAUAUUAGAGAGCAUGAUGUCCCUUACCAUGUUAGAGUAUCAAUUGAUAUGAAAAUCUUCUGUGGUACAUGGUACACAGUGAAAGGUAGAGGAACAGAGACACCUAUAUUCACUAAAAGGGAUGACAUCAUUGAGAGGCCUGAUCCAAUAGUAUUGGCUUUCGAUAUAGAGACAACAAAGCUUCCUUUAAAGUUCCCUGACUCUCAAACUGAUCAGAUCAUGAUGAUAUCAUACAUGAUUGAUGCACAGGGUUAUUUGAUUACCAAUAGAGAAAUCAUAUCGGUAGAUGUUGAGGACUUUGAGUAUACACCAAAGCCAGAAUUUGAAGGACAAUUCAUUAUAUUCAAUGAACCAAAUGAACUGGCACUGAUACAGAAAUUUUUUGAUCACAUCAUGGAUGUUAAACCACAUAUAUUUGUAUUUAUAUAAGGCGAUUUUUUCGAUUGGCCUUUCGUAGAGGCGCGCGCGGCUAUUUUAGGACUAGACAUGAAACAAGAAAUAGGUUUUAGUAAGAUAGCAGCUAGAGAUAAUACCUAUGCCUGUCGUCCAGCUAUGCAUAUGGAUUGCUUAUGUUGGGUGAAAAGAGAUUCAUAUCUACCAGUUGGGUCUCAAGGUUUGAAAGCAGUUGCCAAAGCAAAAUUGAGAUAUGACCCUGUAGAGUUAGAUCCGGAAGAUAUGUGCAGGAUGGCGGCAGAACAGCCACAGGUACUUUCAAAUUAUUCAGUGUCAGAUGCCGUAGCAACAUAUUACUUGUACAUGAAAUAUGUUCAUCCAUUCAUAUUUGCGCUCUGUACAAUCAUUCCAUUGGAACCUGAUGAGGUGCUCCGGAAAGGCUCCGGCACUCUCUGCGAGUCACUGCUGAUGGUGGAGGCGUUCCACGCCAACAUUGUAUUCCCUAACAAACAAGUGGAGGAGCUAAAUAAGCUGACCAAUGAUGGACACGUGCUCGAAACGGAGACGUACGUUGGUGGUCAUGUGGAGGCACUUGAGUCUGGUGUAUUCCGUGCAGACAUAAAAUGCAAAUUCAAAAUAGUGCCAUCUGGUAUCCAGAAGUUAAUGGAUAACACGGAGAAAACAAUGAAACAUGCCAUUGAAGUGGAGGAAGGUAUCCCGUUAGAAUUGGUCACAAAUUUUGAAGAGGUGUGCGCAGAAAUUAAAGAGAAAUUACAACAUAUGCACGACCAUCCUCGGAGGGACGAGAAUCCAUUGAUUUAUCAUUUGGAUGUUGGUGCUAUGUAUCCCAAUAUUAUAUUGACUAACAGGCUGCAGCCGUCGGCGAUGGUGACGGCCAGUACGUGCGCAGUGUGUGACUACAACCGGCCCGGCGCCACCUGCCAGCGAUCCAUGGAAUGGAUGUGGCGUGGAGAUUACCUACCAGCAUCGCGCAGCGAAUAUCAGCGUAUACAGCAACAGCUGGAGACUGAGAAAUUCCCGCCACUUCAUCCUGGAGGACCUCAAAGGGCUUUCCACGCCUUACCCAAAGAAGAUCAGGCAGCCUACGAAAAGAAACGUUUGGCUGAUUAUUGUAAAGUGGCGUACAAAAAGACGAAAGUAACCAGAACGGAAGUGCGCGCCACAACUAUUUGUCAGAAGGAAAACUCGUUCUAUGUGGACACUGUUCGUGCUUUUAGGGAUCGCCGCUAUGAGUACAAAGCGCUGAACAAGCAGGCUAAGGCGAAGGUAAAUGAAGCUGUAGCAAGCGGCGAUGCGGCCGAAAUCAAACUCGCUAAAAGCAGAGAGGUUCUGUACGAUUCGUUGCAACUUGCGCACAAGUGCAUCCUUAACUCUUUCUACGGCUACGUCAUGAGGAGAGGAGCUCGCUGGCAUAGUAUGGAAAUGGCGGGCAUCGUUUGCUACACGGGCGCUAAUAUUAUAAUGCGUGCUCGGGAGAUCAUCGAACAAGUCGGCAGGCCGCUGGAGUUGGAUACUGACGGUAUUUGGUGCGUGCUCCCGUCAUCAUUUCCGGAGAACGUGACCGUCCACACUACCCAUGCCAAAAAGAAAAAGAUUAAUGUAUCAUUUCCUAAUGCGGUACUCAACGCUAUGGUUAAGGACUACUUCACGAAUGACCAAUAUUUCGAACUGACUGAUCCCGAGACUAAGAAAUAUGAACAACGCUCCGAGAACUCUAUAUUCUUUGAAGUCGAUGGACCCUAUCUCGCUAUGGUAUUACCAGCGUCUAAGGAGGAAGGGAAGAAGCUCAAGAAAAGAUAUGCUGUGUUCAAUUUCGAUGGAUCGUUGGCUGAAUUAAAAGGGUUUGAAGUGAAACGCCGUGGCGAACUGCAACUUAUAAAAAUUUUCCAAUCAUCCGUAUUUGAAGCGUUCCUUAAAGGGAAUGACCUGAAGUCCUGUUAUGGUGCAGUGGCUAAGGUAGCCGAUUACUGGCUCGACGUGUUGUAUAGUAAAGGGUCCAAUAUGCCAGAUUCAGAGCUGUUUGAACUUAUAUCUGAAAAUAGAUCAAUGUCUAAGAAACUGGAAGACUAUGGUGGACAGAAGUCAACUUCCAUAUCAACUGCAAAGAGGCUUGCUGAGUUUUUAGGUGAUCAGAUGGUGAAAGACGCCGGGUUAGCGUGCAAAUUUAUAAUAUCCCGCAAACCGGAAGGCGCGCCCGUGACUGAGCGCGCGAUUCCGCUGGCCAUCUUCCAGUCGCCGGCCAGCGUGAAGCGACACCACUUGCGUCGCUGGCUCAAAGAUACAAGUAUUAGCGAGGACGUGGACAUUCGCGACGUACUCGACUGGUCCUAUUACAUCGAGCGACUCAGUGGUGCCAUACAAAAGAUCAUUACCAUACCGGCCGCCAUGCAGGGGUUGGACAACCCUGUCCCCCGGGUACAAUAUCCAGACUGGCUACACAAGAAAAUGCUCGCCAAGACUGACAAGUACAAAACCAGAAAGAUAACAGAUAUGUUCACAGCGAAACCAAAGGAGUUGAAGCAGUUUGGUGAAGAUGACGCUACUGGUAGUAAUGAGACAGAACAAUCGAUGGUCACAGAAAUCGAUAUAGAAGAUAUAGGGAAAGAAAACACAGAGCGCAACGAGAUAAGGCCCGUUGUACACACAGUGAAGAGGAAACGUGCAGAGUCUCCACCGCCGCCCUCUACAUGGAAAGAGGCGCUAGGAUCGCCACCACCUUUCGGCACUACUAAGGGAGAACGCAAACAAUGGAUACUGUUUCAAAAGAGGAAAUGGAUGUGGCAGAUGGAACAGCGUGGUCUAAGGAAUCGGAAUAAACGAGGUAAAAUAGACGAUGGUCCUGUAGUACCGGCUAAGAGUGGCCCGGCCACUACACUGGGAGGAUUCAUCAGAAGGGCGCAACGGACCCUUUUGAAUACGGCUUGGCAGAUAAUACAGGUGGCGGAAACAGCUGAGCCAGGUCUGUUUCGACUGUGGGCGCUAGUGGGCACCGAGCUGCACCAGAUCAAGCUGACUGUACCGCGUAUCUUCUACGUGAACCAGCGUGUGGCUCGCACUACCGACUGCGGCCCGCACUGGCGCCGCUGUAACCGCAUCCUACCGCGCGCGCAUCCCGUACUACAUCUCUACCAGUAUUCUGUGCCCGAACAACUCUACAGGGAACAUCAGGAAGAAUUAAUGGGAGAACUGUCAACACCCGAAAUCGAGGGAAUAUAUGAAACGCAAAUGAGCCUGGAAUUUAGAGUGUUGGUGCAACUUGGCUGCAUUUGUACCGUAGAUCAAACAGAAGCAAGGAAGCUGAUACAAUUUGGAUCCACUAAUAUGGAUUCAUUUACUCUCAGCCAGCUUCAGUUUAAGAGUGUGGCACAUCAACCAUACUUGCAAAAACAGGAUGGCGCGGCCCCGAUAAAACAUAUAUACCUGUACCAACAUUCAGCUAUAAACUCUAGUCGUAGCAUGUGGGCGCUGGUGUUGCCACCUAUCAAGAAAGGUUUUAUCUUCGUGCUGGAUACUGUAAAGACCAACCAAAUGCCCAAUAUGAACACGCUUUAUUCCACAGAACGCACAGCCAAGAUCAACCUAGGAACUGUCGAAAGUACACUACCGGGUGCGGAGUUAUCGUGGGAGGUGUCGGUAGAGUCGGAGGGUCGCGCGGUGUACCGCGGCGUCCAGCGCGCACUGCAGCGGUACCGCGACGAGCGCUGCGGGCCCACGCUGCUGGCGCUGCAGGCCGACCUCUCUGCGGCCGCGCUACUCGCUCUCAUGCCGGGUUUGUCGGAGUUUCCGCUGGUGCCACUUCAAGUGCGUGACGCAGAGGCACUGUACAGUUCGUUGGAGUGGCAGCGGCUGGGCGCCCGGGCCAUAGUACGGCACUACCUCAAUCUACAAGCCGUGCUUGAUCUCACCAUCGAACAGUGCAGGUACUUUCACGUGCCUCUCGGUAAUAUGCCUGCUGACCCGACGUUGUUCGGCGCCGACUUGUUCUAUGCGCGCCAUCUGCUCAAGCAUAACUUCGUACUCUGGUGCUCCAGCCUCGAGCGACCCGACCUCGGCGGAAGAGAAACAGACGACAACAGACUGGUGAGUGAAGUGGAGGAGCUGUCUGGGUGUACGCACAACGCGAGCGGCGCAUACAGCGGUGUGUGCGUGGAGCUGGAGAGCGACGCACUGGGAGUGUGUGCGCUGCUGCAGGCGCACCACGUGCUGCAGGCGGAGGGCACCAGCGUCGCCACCUCAUUCGGGGCCUCACACGCCACCAUACAGGACGUCAUGGCCAACAUCGGUCCUAAUGCUUCGGUUAACUACGAUGAGACGGCGCAGUGUAGCGCGGCGUUCAAGAUAUUACGGACUAUGAUUGCCUCGUGGCUACGUGACGUCACGCAGUACAAGAAUGUGUUCGCUGAUUUUCAGAUAUCGCAUUUCUAUCGUUGGCUAAAAACUCCCACAUCACUACUAUACGACCCGGCUCUCCGGCGCACACUAUACAACCUGAUGAAGAAGCUGUUCCUUAUGCUGGUGGCGGAGUUCAAGCGUCUUGGUUCCGUCAUAGUGUAUGCUGACUUUAACAAAAUAAUACUAUGUACGAAAAAGAACUCCAUUUUGGACGGUAUAGGCUAUGUGGAGUUUGUGGUACAAAGUAUAAGGAAUAAGGAGCUCUUCCACGGAAUCGACAUUCGGUACAAGCAGUGCUGGGCCUAUCUACUAUGGCUGGAUGAGGCUAACUACGCUGGCGUGCAGGGUAAAUUGCCACAAGGAUUAGUCGAAGUCGGGUCAUCGCAACUUCCACCCGCCGAAGAAGACGCUGAAAACGAAGAAUGUUCAAUAACAAUGCAAUGGAAUUUGGCGAACUUCUUGCCGAAUUCAGUGCGGGAGCAGUUCGCUGCGGCGGUUGCGGGAUUCCUUAGCGCUGCCUACAGUCAGCCCGACCAGUUGGGCUCUCUCCUACGCGGCGAGAUUUCGCAGAAAUUGUUCCAGAUGACAGAGAAGAUUAAGAGUCGAACCCCAUCUCUACGCGAGGCAGAUAUGUCGGCGCGACCGGGGCAUCGGCCCGCUGCACUGCCGCCCGGCGCUACGCCCGCCCUACUCUACAUUAAUGCCAUCUGCAAGGUCUUCUCUCUCGAUACCCACGUCGAGGACGAGUUAACGGUGUUACGGCGCAACCUGCUGAGGUUAGUUGGCGUGGGCGAGUUCAGUAGCGCGGCUGAGUGGACGGACCCAUGCGCUAGCUGCGUAGUCGGCGAAGUUAUCUGCAAGGUUUGCAACCGAUGCCGCGACCUCGACCUCUGCCGGGACCCUGGUCUCCAUAUGAUUGACGAUGUACCUGUCUGUGUGUGCCCAACAUGUAACACGCCUUAUGACAACCAAGAGUUGGAAUGGCGACUCAUAGAAAUUAUGAAUAGGCGAGCAAUGACCUACACGCUACAAGAUCUCAAAUGUGCCAGAUGUCACCAGGUAAAACGUGAAAACCUUUCAAUGGUAUGUGAUUGUGCUGGCGACUUCACCCUCAUGGUCCCUGUAAAGGAGAUCCACUCACAGCUUGCAACAUUCAAAACAAUAGCUGAAUAUUAUAAAAUGCCACUUCUAUUAGAACUUAUUAAAUUUAAUUUGAAUAAUAUGUGAUAAGUA
Molecule: messenger RNA, 6776 nt
Organism: Achroia grisella
Lineage: Eukaryota; Metazoa; Arthropoda; Insecta; Lepidoptera; Pyralidae
Gene: DNApol-epsilon255
Product: DNA polymerase epsilon catalytic subunit 1
Exons: 41
Biological process (GO): mitotic cell cycle; nucleotide-excision repair, DNA gap filling; base-excision repair, gap-filling
Cellular component (GO): nucleus; epsilon DNA polymerase complex
Molecular function (GO): nucleotide binding; DNA-directed DNA polymerase activity; single-stranded DNA 3'-5' DNA exonuclease activity
Source: RefSeq, a predicted model, not a curated record